AUGGCAGAUGCAACUGAUCUCAACAACCUCGACCAAUGGCAACCGGCCACCACGACGACGGCAAGCGAGGGGCCGUUGUUGAAUAUAGACUAUAGGACGUGGCAUCGUGACUCGCACGAAUUGUACGACUACGAGAGUUUGAAUAUCUUCCGUGGUCGGCACAGUACGCGGCGAAGUGUGCGUGUUAUACGGAGUGGUACGGACGUUAUCUUGGAUGAGGAUGCGACAAACUUGCCUGCGCAGGGUGACUUCCUAUUAGGUGUGAAAGCUAAGGAUGGCAAGUUCAUCAUUUUCCCAGCUGACAGAAGUGUGCAGUAUCCUCAGACCAUAAUGCCGCGGAAGUUAUGGUUGAUAACGAGAUACCUGCCUAACUCCUUGUACCCAUUGUCGGAGGGUGACGUGAUAAAACUGGGUCGGUUCAAAUUGCGCGUUAAGCAGAUAGUAUCCGAAGACCGUCCUAACACUUUAGUGGACUGGCGGUUAGACGACUCCGAGUUUCCGGUGGCGGAACUCUCACCCGAAGAAGCACUCAACACUCAGUGCCGGAUUUGUCUUACCGAAGGCGCCGAAGAAAAUAACCCCCUUGUUAGAGCAUGCCAUUGCAAAGGUAGCAUCAUGUACGUACACCUUGAGUGUCUGCGGCAGUGGGUUAAUGGCAGACUUAACCUUUCGGAAGAUCUCAGCCGAGCAUGCUGCUUCGUUAGACAGAUACAAUGCGAACUCUGCAAGGCUACCUUCCCUUCAUUCGUCACAUCCAAAGGCGAAAGACUACCUGUCGUCAAAAUACCACAACUACAAUCACCUUUCAUCGUAUUAGAGAACAUGGUAGGACCUGUUAACAAAGGUGUGCACCUCUGCAGCCUCGCCCAAAAAAAAGAAUGCAAACUCGGUCGAGGACAUGAGAGCGACGUGAGAAUAGCGGACGUUUCAAUUUCUAGAUGGCAUGCCACUAUAAAGUAUUCAGAAGGCCAAUUUAAUUUGGAAGACCACAGCUCUAAAUUUGGCACUCUCGUGGCCCUCAGGCGGCCCGUCAUAAUGGAUAGCUUAGUUGAGAGAUUGUCAGUGCAGAUUGGCAGAACAGUUAUGGACCUGGGAGUCAGCGGGAGCAGUGAGGCUGCAACCGAGUUGUCCGGUGUGCCGGCCAACGCGCUCCGGAGCUCGGUACUUGAUCAUGAGAUGGAGCCCGAUUGGCAUGAAUAG
Molecule: messenger RNA, 1200 nt
Organism: Gregarina niphandrodes
Lineage: Eukaryota; Apicomplexa; Conoidasida; Eugregarinorida; Gregarinidae
Product: putative zinc finger/FHA domain protein
Exons: 4
Coding region: 1-1200 (399 amino acids)
Molecular function (GO): protein binding; zinc ion binding
Source: RefSeq, a predicted model, not a curated record